CAGUUCAUGUGUCCAAGAUGCACCUUGAAUGCACAGAAGAUGCCAAACCCAGAGCUGCUGAGCAAGAUUAGAUUCCAGAGAAACAAUUGGAAGGAAACUUGUUGACAGCCGGCAGAAAGAUCUCCAGACCGACUGCAUCAUGAGUUUGAGGGUCAAGCAAAACAGACGAGAUAGACUUUGUGCGGUUUCAGAAGGCUUCAGCACAAAGUCCAUGGGAUCCUACCCAGUCCUAAACGCCAGCACCACAAAUAAUGUGGUUCCCAUUAAACCUCUCAACAAGAAUCUCCUUACUCCUGUGAAGGUAGACAUCGAUUCUGCAGCCCAGGCUCUGCGCAUCCAGGAGAAGGAUCAGAUCAGGGGUCUGAAUAAUCGCUUUGCAUCAUACAUCCAAAAGGUCCAACUGCUGGAGCAACAGAAAACAAUAUUGGAAACCAAGUGGCAGCUGCUGCAGGAACCAACUAUCACUUCCUCCGAUACUGAGCCCGUAUACAAAGCCUUCAUUGCUAAUCUGGAAAAACAGCUGGACCUCGCACACAAAGACAAAGAGAGGCUUGAAGUGGAACAGAGACACGCUUUCAGUCAAGUGGACAGUUACCAAUCAAAGUAUGAAGAGGAGCUCAACCGAAGGUUUAGUGCAGAGAAUCUCUUUGUCGAAAACAAAAAGGACGUGGAUGCAGGAUACAUCGCUAAGGUGGAACUAGAAACCAUGUUGUCAGGUCUUGAAGAAUGCUUCAAGUUCCUUAGUGCUGUUUAUGAUGCUGAGAUGAGAGAGGUACAGGGGAGCCUGAAGGAAACCUCUGUGGUGGUGGAGAUGGACAACUCCCGCAGCCUGAACAUGGAUCAGGUUGUGUCUGAUGUUAAGGCUAAGUAUGAGGAAAUCGCUGCCUGCAGCCGUGAAGAAACAGAAAAUUGGUACAAGAAAAAGUUUGACAUGAUGACAUUUCAGGCGAAACAGGGUGAUACUGAGCUUUCCUCCACCAAGGGGGAAAUAGUUGCGCUCAAACGGACGAUCAGUCACCUACAGCGUGACAUUGAUACCCUAAAACUACACCGCGAAACCCUUCAGAGCAGCAUUACUGAAGUGGACACGCGUGGACAAAAUGCCAUGUCGGAUGCCAAUGUCCGCAUCAAGGUGCUAAAGCAAGCUUUGAUGGAGUCUAAACACCUCAUGGCUAAACAGAUCAAGGAAUACCAAGACCUCAUGAAUAUCAAGUUGGGCCUUGACAUCGAGAUAUCCACAUAUAAGAAACUGAUGGAAGGAGAGGAGGAAAGACUUGGACAGCAGAACUUUGCCACUAUCCACUCAGUACCCAUCAGCAGAAAUGUGAGCCCAGCACCCAGCAACAAUAACCAUCAGAGGCGAAGAUCAGGCCCAGUUCUCAUCAAGACGGUAGAGACCAAAAACAUCACAUACAGCUAAAGCAGAACACAUACGACAGUUCUCCGACCUUCUGGAUCACCAUACCCUUCAGAUUAAAUCCUGAUAUUAAUGUCUGUGAAAUGAGUCACACGUGUUUGUUGUUUGUGUUGUUCUCUUCCUGAACUGUGCAGAAAAAAUGUAUCUUGAUGUGAACAGGUGUUUCUUUUCAGGUGUUAUUAAUUAUAAUAAAAUUCCAUGUGCAUCCA
Messenger RNA from Girardinichthys multiradiatus, 1626 nucleotides. RefSeq names its product keratin, type II cytoskeletal 8-like. Gene Ontology annotation, biological process: intermediate filament organization; keratinization. The record is from RefSeq and is a predicted model, not a curated record. The transcript has 10 exons. Bases 140 to 1420 code for a protein of 426 amino acids. Gene Ontology annotation, cellular component: keratin filament. Gene Ontology annotation, molecular function: structural constituent of skin epidermis. Lineage: Eukaryota; Metazoa; Chordata; Actinopteri; Cyprinodontiformes; Goodeidae.